This is a messenger RNA of Pecten maximus, 4308 nucleotides long. RefSeq lists its product as uncharacterized. The transcript has 3 exons. Lineage: Eukaryota; Metazoa; Mollusca; Bivalvia; Pectinida; Pectinidae. The coding region runs from base 183 to 938 and encodes 251 amino acids. The record is from RefSeq and is a predicted model, not a curated record.
UUCAGCGUCGACAGCAGCAGCAGCAACAGCAAGGUUGAAUUGAUUACCGUCAUCCCAAGACGAUUCGGCCAUAAUGCACCUCAGAGACAUAAAAACCAGAACCUGCGGGUCACGUGCGUGCGUGACAGAUGUGAGAUACCUCUAAUCAUCAGGUGUGACUGCUACCUGUGUUCAUAACAAAUAUGGACACACACGGCCCGCUCCCGCCUCCACCGUCCUACGAGGAAGCACAAGGACUUCAGAUCACAGUGCCUAGAAGUUCCGCUGUCGACAAUGAGGACACACCGCCUUCAAUGCCGUUGCUGGGUGUCAUCGGAGGGAAUGAUUCUGCAUCGGACACAGAAAACCAACAUUUCGGUCAGCUUGGGGCGUUUCCUGCCAGUACAGUUGCUGUUUCCUCAAACAAUGGCACAGCAUCAUACACCAACGUCAUUUCCGGGGCUUCAGCAAGUGUACCUCCUGUGAUGGACACACUUUCGCCAACAUCCAUCCCAAUCCCCCCGGGUCACGUUCCCGUCAUAACGUGUCAUAGCUGUGGAGCAAGACAGCAAAUUGGACAAUACUCGUUCUUACCAAAGACUCAAGUGGUUGGUCAGCAGGCACGUGUUAGUGGGAUGGCCUUUUACUCUUCUCAACCGUCAGGGGUCGCUGGUGCGGCCCCUACUUAUAUGAUAACGGCGGGGCAGCAACCCGGCUAUCCUCCGUCUGUACCGGCUAGCGGUGUUGUGCCGUCUCAACAACAAUGUAACGUAGCAGUUCAUUACAAUGCCAGUCAAGGAACAGUUCACUCAACACCUACCACUGGUCAGAACGGCACCGAGACACCUGCCGUCACAGCGACUGAGGAGUCGAACCUCGGGUGUUUUCGUAUUUGUUGUGGAACUGUGAUCGGGACAAUCGUCCUUACUAUGAUCAUUGUGCUUUCAACCAGUCAAUAAUACCUAUCUAUUGUUAUGUUACAAUCACGUGACAUGAUUUAGACAUUCAUAUACAUCCAUCCCGUAUAAUCCGUUGACCUGUCUAAUCCGACACCUUGUGGAUACGACCAACAUGUCGGAUAGUCCUCCUAUACAAGACUUCGAAUGUUCAUAUCAUGAUUUUCAACAUUUAUUACCAGUUAUUUAUAUUUUUAGUAAAACAAUGACAGUUAUACAUUUUACAGAAUAAACGAACGAAACGAAUCCAUCCCCAUUAUUUCCAUUGGUAUAUGCGACUCCACAACUUCGUUUCGUAUGAUAUGUUUUUCAUUAUACACUGCAAGAAGUUCCGAGUGUUCUUUCUCCAGAACGUUUCGCAAUGGCUCAGUAAUACUCUAGCGAGAAAGACACACCACCUGAAAAAAAAUGUUAAACGGUUCAUAAAUUCAUCCCCAACAAUAAAGGUGUGUAUUUUUUAAGUCAUUAAAUAUCCAUCUUUGCUGGAAUCAUUCAUUCUUGCUGACAUUAUAAAGUUAUUUGAAAUAUUAACCACGAACAGUCCCCGGUGGAUAUUUGCGGAGAUUUGCUCCGUGUUUUGAGCAAAUAUCGAUAUGACUUCGAGGUUCAACAUAUAUCAAAAAUGUAAAUAUCCGAUAACUAAUUUUAAAAACCACGAUAUGAACCUCCAAAGUCUUAGAGGUGGAUGAAGGUGUCAGAACCGCAUUGUUUAAGUUCUUUAUUAACUUUGAGUCUUUCGACUCAUCAGGUUGGAACCUCCGCCAUGUGACUCACACUCGAGGGGUUCCGAAAGAGUCAGAAGUGUUAUUAACUGCAUGGGACAUAUUACUGAGGAGUUGUAGAAAUAUGGGACAUCUGUGUAUUAUUUUCAACCUGAAUAUUGUAUCAUGAUUCAUAAGAUAUCCCAUACAGGCCCUUGGGGCCUAUACUUUACAUGAGUAUGAGCAAUUUUCAUAUUCACGAGUUUCUAACGAAAGUCGUCAUUCGUUUAACUUUGAGUCUUUCGACUCAUCAGGUUGGAACCUCCGCCAUGUGACUCACACUCGAGGGGUUCCGAAAGAGUCAGAAGUGUUAUUAACUGCAUGGGACAUAUUACUGAGGAGUUGUAGAAAUAUGGGACAUCUGUGUAUUAUUUUCAACCUGAAUAUUGUAUCAUGAUUCAUAAGAUAUCCCAUACAGGCCCUUGGGGCCUAUACUUUACAUGAGUAUGAGCAAUUUUCAUAUUCACGAGUUUCUAACGAAAGUCGUCAUUCGUUUCCUGAAUUCCUAGUGAGCGUUGUAAAGAAAAUAUUUCUGGUUUGCUACCGAUUGGGCGACUGCGAAAUAAUUCAGCGCCAUUUAAAGAUGUUUCAUCUACAUUUUACAUGUACGUCCUAAAAUGAUGAUUAGUAGCUUAGAAAGAGAGGAAACUACGUAACAAAUAAAGAGGGGGUAUACGAUAAAAUUCCUUCAAGAUGCCAUUGCUCAUUUGAUCAAAUUUAAAUUUCAAAGUAAAAAUUUUAAUCUCAAACUUUAGGAGGGCGGUAACAGCGAGAAAUGUUUAACUUUUUGUAUAGUGUUCAAUUACACAACAACCCAUUUUUUAUUUCAACUCAUCACAAUUACUGCUUGUCGGCAAUGUAACAAGUUCAAAGCUAUGAUAUUAAGUAUGAUCAUCAUCAUUUCAUCAUGAUCGAUAUCGUUGUGUUCGUCCUUACCUUAUAAUAUCGUUAUUGUAAUUUAUAUUGAAUGUUUUUACCAUAAUUACUGAAAUAUCCAGUUGAGCGAAGCAACCCCCGUGGGCCUCUUGUCUAAUUGUUGCUAAAAAUGAGAAUUAUACGGGAUAGGGAUUAAUUUAUUUAAUAUAAUAUUUAAUUUAAUAUUUAAUUUAUUUUGUGUUUUUAAUGUGAAUUUGAAACCAAGAUAUGUCUAUAUUACGUUAAGAAGAGAACUCUUUUGUGCGGGUAUGUCACGUGCCUUACUUGCACACUUUUCUAUAUAUUCUUCCGCCCAAAAAACAAGUGCUACCAACAACGCCAGAUGGAACGUUUCGGUAUGGCACUGAACGUUGAUAUAGUAUUAAGUAUUAUAGUGUUGGUAUUAAGUGAUUAUAGAAGCUGGCAAUGGUGUUGUGUACGAGUAAUUUCCCUUCGUUGUUAUUCUCUUUGUCGGAACCAAUUGGAACUGAUAAGAAGUAUUUAUGAUUUAUCAAAUCUGACGAAAUGAAAGCGAGUUCCCCCUAACAUCUUAACCAAUACAAUAAAUCAAUCCAUUAUCACAGGUAGCUUUAACCUUGAAAUGCCGCCGUCGGUUUUUAACCAUUGUCAGUUUUAUAUUCACGUACACGUAUAUAUGGGGACCAUAAAGAAGGAGGUUUAAUUUUCUGCUUUCUAUUAAAAAAUAACGAAUAUUUCUUUUGCAGAAAUUUCAUAUCAGGGUUUAUUUUUCUUGUUUCAUUUUUAUUUCGUUUUCUUUUUCAUGAACCUGUGUUAUAGGCUCUCGAAAUAGCGAAAAAUCCGGUAAAUGAUACUCAUCCGGAACUCCUCGGGGAAUCAACAAUACCCGAUAAGUUCAGGAUGGCAUGGUCCUUUGAAUCGCAUCAUUUCAUUGGUUAUCAGUUUCAUGCUAUUAAACAGAUGCGUGAAAUUUUAAUAAAUGUAUUCGUUUCAUAUUAAUUUGAAUUUUUAGUUUGAUAUGAACGUUGGCCGUAAAUAUUUAGUAGUGUUAACAAGUUGUGACUGUAAAUGGUUUCAAAAUUGAUUAUUGUUGUAAAAAUAGUUUGUAUCGGGGUAACCAAUGUCAUAUUGCUGUCAAUCAAAUGACGAACUACGAAUAAUAGAAAUAAUGAACAGAUCUUUUAAUAUAAUCAUAUGCUUGAAUACGACAUUCCUAGUGCUAAGGUAAAACGCAGGUUUGAUAAGGACCUAAUUAUUCAUAAAUAUUUAACCAUUUCACCUUUAGGACAUGACGAUAAAAGUCAUCAGUAAGCUAAACCAAGCUUUCAAUGACACCAAGACUGUGGUUCAGCGAUUCUGAAAACAUUUCUAAAUGAAAUAACUAAGCAUUACGCAUUUAAUUUUUGCAUAUUUCUUUUUAAGAAUUGUAUACAAAAUGAGAAAUUGUGCACAUUCUUAUUUAAUCGUAACAAUUAGUUUAGCACUUUUCCCGAUAAAAACAAUUCUGCUAAUUUUUUAAUUGAAGCGUUGCCUCACAAUGUCAAGGUCACGUUAUUAUGUGUGCACAUAAAGUACAUUUGCCAUUUUUUAAAUUAUCAUACACAGUCUUUUGGUUGAACGCAAUCCGGUAUUGUACAGAUGUGUAAUGUAUUGUACACUACAUGUAAGCUAUAUUUGCCAUGUAUUCGUUAUAUAUGAAAUAGUAUUUUCUGACUGUA